AUGGUGCUGCAGGUUGUACGACCGGUCGAUAACCUUGAGCGGUACAAUGUCACUCGUUCAAACGUCAACAUCUACAACAACGUCUCCGUCGGCAUCUCUGUCCACUCUCCCGUCACCCUCCCUUCCCACCAACGGGACUGGGCUCAACUCCUCCUUAACCCCAUCACAACCCUCCUUGAACGCCAUCCGAUCCUUGCGACUGUCGUUGGAGACCAUCUCACAGGACACCCCGUCUUUCUGCGACUCCAGUCCGUUGACCUCUUACCUCUGAUCCAAGUCUACACUGCUUCGUUUGAUUGCAAUGAAGACAAUAUGACGACGAUUGCGCAGGUGCUGGAAGAUGAACAUAAUAAGCCGUUUAAUCUCGCCGAUCAGGCGAGGCCACUUUGGAGACUCACUUUCGUUCCGAUCGGAGACGAGUCCUUCUGUUUGAUCUACACUUUUCAUCAUGUCAUUGGGGACGGCCGGUCUGCGAUGGCGCUCACCGAACAACUCGUCGAGCAAUUGAACCUCCAACUUCAGUCGGCCACUCCUUCUCCUUCUCCUUCUCCUUCUCCUUCUCCAGCAUCGUCAUUCAAGAUCCCAAUCGUCCCUGAUAAGCCCAUCCCAGCAUCGAUCGAAUCCCGCAUCAACUGUUAUCCAUCCAUCCGAUCCCUCCUCUGGGAGGCCUCACGAGCCAUUUUCCUUCCCGGGUUUAUCAAGAAGGCUCUCGAGACUAAGUACUGGGCGGGAGAGAUUGAUAGCUCGUUGGAGGUGCCCAACCAGACGGAGGUUGGGUUUUUAAGGCUGACUCAGGACGAGACGCAGGCAGUAGUUCGGGUGGCCAAGACGAGGGCGACGACUGUUCAGGCGAUCUUGUAUACGGCCUCGAUCUUUGCUGUCCGGUCCGUCUUCAUGUCUGGGUCUACGAUGGAUGAGAAGUUGGAGGGGUGUGCAGCGGUGGAGAGGAAUGAUGAAGAGGCACUGGUGUUUGCGACGCCUUGUUCACUCCGCGAGCUGAUCCCCAACCGAAUCGGCGCCAAUGAGCAAGGGAACUAUGUCUCUGAGAUCCUGCACGACAAUAUCCAGGUCAAGGAUAGGUCGGGAUUCUGGGCAAUGACGGACGCGUACCGCAAGGAGGUCGUCGCAGGGACAACUACACCCAGAGGAAUACAGGAUCUGUUGGAGCACUUUGGAGCGCUUGCACUGUUGUCCAAGAAGGAUGGCAGCUGGGAGAAGUUUAUGACCAGUAAGGUCACGAAGGAUCAGCAUGGUCGGAAAGCUAGUGUCAAGCUGUCCAACCUUGGUCGUGGCUGGAGUACUCCUUCAACUUCUGGUACUGUCGCCACUGGUGGGGCUUUAUACACAAUUCAGGACGUAGUAUUCUCACAAUCCUCGGGCGUUACGGCUUCGGCGUUGACGAUGAGCGCCGCGACGGCUAAUAGUCGUUUGUCGAUCUCGACUACCUGGCAAAAGGCCGCGUUCCAUGGUCGAGCCCGUGGAGAGAUGUUUGUUGCCGAGUUCAAGCGAAUCCUUCUUCUUGUUGCUCUUCAGCAUGCCGAUACCCCUGAGCUCUCCUAUCUCGAUAUCUGCCCUCGACACUAG
Messenger RNA from Linnemannia hyalina, 1584 nucleotides. NCBI's taxonomy places the organism in Eukaryota, Fungi, Mortierellomycota, Mortierellomycetes, Mortierellales, Mortierellaceae. The record is from the annotation of a GenBank genome assembly.